Messenger RNA from Portunus trituberculatus (swimming crab), 2438 nucleotides. It is a transcript of the gene Lsm11, whose product is annotated as U7 snRNA-associated Sm-like protein LSm11. NCBI's taxonomy places the organism in Eukaryota, Metazoa, Arthropoda, Malacostraca, Decapoda, Portunidae. Gene Ontology annotation, biological process: mRNA 3'-end processing by stem-loop binding and cleavage. The transcript has 5 exons. The record is from RefSeq and is a predicted model, not a curated record. Gene Ontology annotation, cellular component: U7 snRNP. The coding region runs from base 16 to 1059 and encodes 347 amino acids. Gene Ontology annotation, molecular function: U7 snRNA binding.
CCUAACACACGACUCAUGCUUCCGUGUACUAGUGGCAAGCGUGGAUCAAUAGUGUGGCGGAGAGGGCGGAGAGACACGAGCAAUCUGGCUUUCAAAUCACGCGCCACCAAUUUCCCGCGGUGGCCAGCAGGGCGGCGCCACCUCAGUGUAAACAUGGCCAGUCAAGACGAGGAGUUAGAUUUUAAGUCAGGGAAAUUUAACCCUGCCAGAGCACUUUCCUCUACUAAUCUCCAGCUCCCUGACCCUGAGGCGCCAGAGUUUGAGGACCUGUACAAGCUGAGGGAAACAGUGCACGGCCAAAGCUUUAAUGUGGAGCGGGAACUGCCUGGUGUACCAGGGCCCGGGGGCAUCCCGCGGCCAAUGGUACGCCAAGCCCCGGUGGAGCGGAAGUUCACCGCAGAGCAAGGUCUGAUACGAGGGAAGGGACCAAAACGAAUGCGGAACGUGAUCACCCGCAUGGAUGAGAUGAAGGGACCCCUGGCACUCCUCACUCAAUGCAGGGACAACUCAACGCGGGUCAAGGUGUACACGAGGAACCACAGUGAGGUGCGCGGCGUGCUGACAGGAUACGUGGUGGCCUUUGACAAACACUGGAAUCUGGCGCUCAGGGAUGUGGAUGAGGUGUUUCAGAAGAGGCUGCGCUGCAAGGCUCCGGCACUCGGUGACGUCAGUGGAUUCAUGCAUGUGGGUGACCUAAGCAUCCGUGACUCACCCGGUACCACGGACACGAGUUCAGACGAGGAACCCACAGGAAGAAGAGGGGCGGCAGGACCGGUAGGAGGAGGCGCGAGAGGAAGAGGAGGAGGAAUAAAGGAGGAGAAGCGCAGAGUGAUAGGAGGGCAUGAAGCAAUGGAGGCUGCAGCGAUCAAAUCAGUACAGGUGUCUAGAAACGCAGGUACAAGCGAGGCACAGGACGCCCACCGCCUCACCCUCGGCUCUGGUUCCCAAGGGCGUAAGGAAAGAAAGGAGGUGAAUGUUGAUGGGGAGGGAGAGCAGAGUGCCAGGAAAAAAAAUGGUAAGGAAGAGGAAGAAAAGGGAAAUAAGGAAGAGGCAUGUUAAUCAGCUGUUCGUGCGUGGUGAGAAUGUAGUGUUGAUCUCUGUGAUGAAGCCCUGAGUCACCACCAUCACCACUACCACCGCCAACACCAUCAUCACCAGCAUCACUGAAUCUCCUACGUGAAUCUAAAGUGCUGUGAUAAAAGCCCUCCCGAUCAUACUCACGAUAAAGUUGUUCCUACGUGUAUAUAGUUCUUACACACACACACACACACACACACACACACACACACACACACACACACACACACACACAAACACACACAUAAGCACACACACACGUACGCACACACAAGCAAAUGCAAACAUGAAGCCAGUCUGCCUAAACCGUAACCUGUUAAUUUGUUUCUCUUCGCACGAACGCUAGUAGUGCUCUCCUCCUCCUCCUCCUCCUCCUCCUCCUCCUCCUCCUCACGCCCAAGAGACGCUAGGGAACGUGAGGGAACGUGCAUGUCUACACUCACCCCCUCCUCCCCCUGCGGCCACUCUGAGCAAGGGCCGUGGCAGGUCAGUCACCCACGAAAAGAGGACAAGAGAGAAGAGAAAAAUAAAGAAAAAAUCCGUGUCCUUUUUUUCAAGAGUUUAUAAUGAGGUGACUUCUGAAGUGGAUAAUUUGUUUGUAGAUGGUUGUUUGUCUUCCUUCGGUGGUGUACAAAAGCAGGUGUGGAGUUUUAUUUUUUUUUUUUUUUUUUUUUUUUCUUUAUCGUUUCGCCACAAGGUGUUUCGUACCUGGAAUGUCUCGCUGCGAAAUUAUAGGUUGUAAGAAUGUUUGUUUGUGUUGAGAAUUGGACAUAAAUAGUUAAUUUCCUAACAUUUUAUGAGUUUCAAUACUAUUAGCCUCACCAUCACCACUACCACUACUAUUACUACUACGAUUACCACCACCACCACUACUAUUACUACUACUUCUACUACUACUACUACUACUACUAUUAGCACUACUAAUGUACUCACCUCAGGGCUGGCGGUGAGUGUCACGGUGCUGGUCAGUCACUUCCUGCAUGGGAGAGAAAAGUGUGAGCAAGUGCGUGCCAAGCCAACACACACACACACACACACACACACACACACACACACACACACACACACACACACAGUAAAUCAGUCAACAGGUAAAACACUCGUGACAGGUUUCGGACGGCGCUCAUCAAAGCAAACAACCACGCUGUCGAUGUUCUGAAACUUGACUCAAACAAAAACAAUUAGAGAGAGAGAGAGAGAGAGAGAGAGAGAGAGAGAGAUUUACUCCACCAAAUGUGGUUACUACUCGCAUCAUAAAUAAUUACAACGAUAUAUGACAAAUCAAUAACAACCAAAUGUAAAAUAUAAGAACGAUAUAAGUAAAACAUAAUAUUUAUCAAGUAAAACAAAAAUGAAAAUAA